Molecule: messenger RNA, 4764 nt
Organism: Ostrea edulis (European flat oyster)
Lineage: Eukaryota; Metazoa; Mollusca; Bivalvia; Ostreida; Ostreidae
Exons: 19
Coding region: 1288-3225 (645 amino acids)
Source: RefSeq, a predicted model, not a curated record
GCCCCUCCCCGAUUGUACGUAGAAAGUAGGGGGAUAGGCAUCCAAUAUAUCUCUUAUUUGCAUGAAUGGUCAUUAUAAACAAAGGGGAGACAGGUCCCUAUAUGCCCCUCCCCGAUUGUACGUGCCCCUAGAUAUAGAUGAUACUGUCGUGGUACAUUUAACAUACAGUUAUAUUGAAUGCUGUUGCGGUUACGUGGACAAUAAGAUAAAUGUACAUAUCGUGAUCAUACAUUGGAUUGAUUGAUUGAAUAUUGUUUAACGUCCCCCUCGAGAAUAUUUCAUUCAUAUGGAGACGUCUCCAUUGCCAGAGAAGGGUUGCAAAAGUUAGGCCUAUGCUCGGCGAUUACGGCUGUGACACGGGACCUCGGUUUUUGCGGUCUCAUCCGAAGGACCAUUUAGUCGCCUCUUACGACAAGCAAGAGGUACUGAAGACCUAUUCUAAUCCGGAUCGCUACGGAAUGUGAUGCAUUGGACUAACACUGCCACGGUCACGUGAUGUACGGUAAUACUUGUUAUUGCAACGUCUUUCCAUGUGCCCGGUGUGAUUUAGCUAUGUCACUACAAACUUAAGAUUAUCAAUGUUUACACACAUGAAAUCGAUUGUCUUUAAAAGUUAGGGAUAAUAUUUGAAUUUCAGAUUUAGUGAAUCUCUCCCAAGAAGCAGUAUUGAAACAAACAAGCAAAUAUUUGGUAAGGAUUCGAAUCAAAAGUUGACCACUCGAAGGCGUGAAGACCUUCAAUGAACAUUUUAAAAUGCGAAAGUAAAACGAUUAUUCUCUUCCGCUAAGCAAAUAAAUAUGUUUUCUUAAUUACCAGAUGGUCAAAGGGUAUUAAACUUUUAAAAUGAACACUGUAUUUGUUUAAGUUUGGACACUAAAAUAGAGCCUGGUGUUUGGUCGUUUUUUUUUUUUUUUUACCGGGGUAUGAACAGUAGGCGCUCCUAAGCAAACAGGGGUGAAUGAAUCAAGGGUAUGUAUGUUUAAUGUUAUAAUAUUCAUACAUAUAUAUAUGCUUAUAUGAAUGACAAUGAUGGACAACAACCAGCCAAUGUUAGAACACUCUACCUAAUCCAAGUGACGAACGGCGCGCACCUACUCGUAGCCGCUCCCGUUCAUAGAUCAAAUUGCUUAAUUGUAAAUUUCCCUGUGUAAGAAAUUGCAAAAAUUAUCGAGAUUUUGAAUACAUUAAAAACUGAAUAGAAAUUCGAUUUUUAAAUCAGCAAGAGAUAUGAAACUGUACAUGGUGUUUGAUUUUUAAAUCUCAAAGCUAAACAGCGGGGAGAAAAACAUGGACUACCUAUCGACACUGGUGAAAUUUUCUGGACAACUUCAUCGACAUAGAAAGCACCAUUCCGGCGCGGAUCCCGUGCCCAGAGAGAUGGGGUCCCCGGGGGAGCGACUGCGACGAUGUGUACGACUGGUCAUCGUCUGUGUGCGGCUCUGUCAACAAAGCCAGAAGAGGGUGGAAUCUCAUGGCUCGGAAUUUCUGUCCGUUCUACAGUAUAUGAACACAUUGGACGUCGACAGAGGGGGGCUGUAUUUCGACCCCUCAGACUACAGGAAAACCAACAAAGAGGAGAGGUUGCCAGUGGAGGCCAGACGUAUUCUACAGAGACCCCAGGAUCUCCGGACAGACAGAGAGAUACAUUACCUCCAGAUCGUUUUACGGAAGAUAAAAGCGUUUGCGGAGUAUCCUAAUGAAAUGCAGAUCAAGCUGUGCCAGGUCGGAUGGUUUGAGGCGUACAAUCCACGGCGGGCCAUCGUGAGACAGGACCAGCUCCCGCAAUCCUUUUACUUCAUCAUCUGCGGUACAGUGCUAGUGACGGCCCACAACAAAGGGGAGCACAGGACGAGACUCCUGGUCAGUUUACACAGAGGAAUGUCCUUUGGGGAGUUGGCAGUGAUUACAAAAAAGCGCCGACAAGCUACAGUGAGCACGCAGACCUUCACCGAACUCCUGUGUAUCUCAGCCACGGUUAGUAGUGCGCGAACUUGGACAGAGCAUCUGUGUAUUUCCGCCACGGACUUUGAGACGAUUUUCAUGGCGGGCGGUAUAAAAAGUGUGACCGACCCUCGUCACAACGCCUUCCUAAGCAAAGUGCGAUGUCUCCGCGACUGGCCGAUCGAGUCUCUCUCUGAAAAUCCGCAAGCAUGUAUGUUCCAUUAUUUCAACCGUGGGGAGAUUUUGGUUCGCGACAGUAAUAGGUCGGACUGGAUCUAUAUAGUGAAGUCGGGCAGUCUAUCAGUUGUGAAAAAGUUAAAAAAGGUAGAACCCGAAAAAAGUCGUCCUCGAACAUUCCAUAGCACUAAAGGUAAACAACUGGAAGACGACCAUGACGAGUCUAAAUCCUUUGGCACGUGGUCCUACAGAUUACAUAAUCGUCACAAGCGCCCUCUGACGGAGAGAGUACCAGAAACAUACAAGACCAACUAUGAGCUUGAAAGACGUCUGGACCAAACACUUCCGGGUUACUACAACACACGUGACAGGCUUGGUGUGAUUGAUUAUGAUGACGUCAUCAGUAAUUACAGAGCGCGUCUGGUGAAAAAUCAGGAACCCGAAAACUCGACAGAGGACCGGCAAGUGACAGAGGAGCCAAAUCAAUCGGAAGAAAAUGUCCUUAAACUGCCGCACGUGCAAAAAACUACAAAGCAUAACCUUGUGAACACGGGCGCCUAUCUCUCAUCGAAUUUCAACAAACGAAACAAAGAAAAGAAAACCUCAUUAUCGCAGGAAAUCGCCAGGAAAGAAAGGGAACUUCAACACAAACUGUCCACUCAAGUGGAAGGCCGGAAGACGAUCGUCAAUGAAUACGACAAUCGUCCGCCGUCCCGUGUCGUACUGACAGAGGCGGAUCUCCACCCCGUGUUUAUCGUGGUGCAGGUUUUGGAAAAAGGACAAUACUUUGGAAUUGCUAAUAUGAUCUACCAAGACCAGCCGAGCAUGUCGCUGGUCAGUAAUGGUGCAGAAUGCAUAAUGAUAUCCAAAAAGUUUUUUAUGGAGAAGAAAACGGAUGCCACGAUGCGGAGUAUCUACCAGUCGGAGUCACCAUUUCCAAAUGACGAAACUCUACAACGACAACUUCAGAGCUACGUCAACUGGCAGUCUCACCGGAAGCGGGUUUACGAUAGGAUUGUGGGUCGUCUGAAGGAUAAACAGAUCAAACGGAAACAAUUCAGUCCUCAGGUACAAGGGCAGUACUGUUUCAGGACCGGGCCAACCUGACCUUCGCAAAAGCAAUAAAAUAAAAACUACAGAAAACGCCAUAAUCAAGUGUAUACGAAUUAUUGAAAAUGGCGGCCCGACCCUGGAAACAUAAAUGGAGGACAUUUCCGGUGACACAGUAAACGUAAACAUAUUUGCGUGUCUGGUUGCAAUAAAGUAUUAACUGCAGUGACUACGGCUGAACACCUUUGUGAUCAGUAGCAUCCGUAAUGAGCCCAUCGAUUUCUGCAAGAAUACGGCCACGGUCAAUGACUUGAGCCCGGUAAUAAGGCAGUUAACAAUUUGUAAUAUUUUCGUUGUGAACUUCUGAACGUGCUCUCAAUGUAAGUGUAAAAGACCAGCACAGAAGUCGAACUUGUCAGAGAAUUAGUCUGAUCAGGAACUCACUAAUCUUUACAAUUGUGUGAGGCCAUAGUAUUUCGGCGGUUCUCUGUAUGGUCACGUGCUUUUCUGAUCAACGCGGGUUUGGGCCACUCUCCACUCGCUCAGUAAUGUUACAUGUACUUGUAGCAUUCAUAGUAAACAUGACUGGUUUGUUAUGAUUGACUAUUCAGCUGAUGAGUUUGUGAUAUGUUUGUUGUAUGUAUUAGAGGUUUAUAAAAGUUUUACGUGAAGAGAGUGCUGACGAGCUGCAAUCCUAUAUAGGACACAUUGUUUUGAUUAUUUAGCAUUUAAUCUAUCUAUAUCAAGACGACACGAGGGGAAAUAUGAUAAUAUCUCUACAUUCAAUCAAAGGUCAUGUUUGACAGUACCAAAUUUUCAUAUUUGACACGUUCCAUCUUAUUUUAUGAAAGGUGUAGAUAACGAACAGUGAUGAAUCUCAUAACUCCUAUAAGGAAUACAAAAUAAAGAGUUGGGUAAACACGGACCCCUGGACAUAGCAGAGGUGGAAUCAGGUGCCAAGGAGGAGUAAGCAUCCCCUGUCGAACGAUCACACCCAUGUUAUGUUAUCUGAAAUUGUGGUUUAUAAUUAUUUGGAGGUCUUCUCUGCUGAAUGGGUACAUAAUUUUAUGAAAAUCAACGUAACACCUUUUUGAAUCUGUUCUGACAUUGCCAGGAAGUGUAAUGUAUAAAGUGACAAUUCAUUCGAAGCGGAGAGCAGAAUAUCGCAGAUAAGAUCAGAAAUCACUUUUUUUUUAAACUAACAUCACAUUCGUCUGUAAUUUCUUUCUUGAGAAAAUUGAUAUGGUAGCCAAUUACCUUAAGACCUUACAUCCCCGGGGUUCUGAAACUGUGGUGUAAUCUAGUUCCAGCUAAGCUUAUUUCCCCAUACAUAUACUUUAAAAAAAAAAAUGAUUCGUGGGUUCUGUUCCCUAUGGUAUCCAUGGAUAUAGCGGCAACAGUUCACCAAAUGACUGUCACAUUGAAAAAUGAAUAAAUAACUGCCUCCGCUGGGAUUUUAACAAUCAACUUCAAAUGCAAGAACACGGAGGUUCUGCUCUUUAUUUUUAAUCUUUAUGUUAUAAGCAUUAGGACGUGUCCAUCAGUCUGUCACAAUUUAAAAAUGAGUAUGAAAUAAUAAAACGAUGAAAAAGAGAA